Molecule: messenger RNA, 582 nt
Organism: Pseudonaja textilis
Lineage: Eukaryota; Metazoa; Chordata; Lepidosauria; Squamata; Elapidae
Product: small integral membrane protein 10-like protein 3
Source: RefSeq, a predicted model, not a curated record
CUUGCUCGGCAGGUGUGUGGUGUAUGUGUGUGUGGUGUGUGUGGCGGGGGGGAGGGCGUCGAUGGCGGCGGAGGCGACGUCGGUGCUCCUGUCCACCUUGGCUGCCCGGCUUUCCCAGUCGGCCACCGCCCGCACCUACGGCAUCUUUUGCAAAGGGCUGACGCGGACCCUCCUCAUCUUCUUCGACUUGGCUUGGAAGCUCCGCAUCAAUUUCCCUUACCUGUACCUAGUGGCUUCGAUGAUGUUCAACGUCCGGCUACAGGUUCAUAUUGAGAUUCAUUAAAUCAUGUCUUACGUUGCAACCAGAAAACAUUCCAGCAUUUACUUUGGAUUUCUACAAUGCAGAGCUUUGAGGACAGGGAAGUGAUGCCUUUCUCUUUUACAUGUAUGGCCCUGGAAGAAGAUUUGGGAUGCCAUUACCUGCAGCAAAGGACUAACCUAAAUCAGCCUCAGGAGAUCCAUCACCUUCUAAGGGUCCUUUCCUUAGUGAAGAGCUCUCCUAUGGCUAACCGUCAAUUGCAAAAGGCAUCUAUCUCUCUCCAAAUUGGAUACUGCCCUCUGUUUCAAGCUAUCCCACUGCCU